CUCUCAUGUGGUGGACUGCCUGGCGAUUAUGAAAUAGGUGAGGAUGGCAAUGAUGGCCACCAGAAUCAGCGGGAUGAUCCCACUCAUCCCGCCACCGCCGGACGAGGCAGCCUGCACACGCGACAAAUGGGAUGCAACACACAAGUGAGUGCCGUCUGUGUGCCUGACGUACACACGGCUUUCUUUCUGUCUGACCUUCUUGGCCUUCUCGUCCUUCGGCACCACACAGCCGGUUGCAGUCUCCUCGUGCCCCUCGAGGACGCCGAUCUCGUAGGGGACGGCCUGGUGCCUGGCGCUAUCGCUGUGACCGAUCUCCUCAAACUCCUCGCUUGUGUCCUGACCUGCACACACACACAGAGAGAGGGUGGAGUGUCUGUCUGUCUGUGUGUCCGGUGGGAGGGUUGAUUUGUUGGGCUGGCUGCCUGGCUACCGGCGAUGUUUGUGAUGACUUCAGGUCCGCCCGGGUGGUCCGGGAGGAACUUAGUGAUGUCGUAGACCUUGCCGUGAACAGCUAUCCAGCAGUCGUCCUCGGUGUUGUGCUUGGCCAUCUCCUCCUUGCUGAUCACGCGCUGCUUGGCUGCUGGUGGGGCAGCCGCACCGCCUUCCUGCUGCUGCUGCUGCUGCUGCUGUGCGUCCGUCUCGCCCAUCUUGCCGCUCUGCUCCUCUCCUGCACUGGAAAGAACCAACAGCCGCCAAAGUCAACAGAUCUGCGCUUGGGUGGGUGAGGACUGCCCG
This is a messenger RNA of Vitrella brassicaformis, 735 nucleotides long. The record is from the annotation of a GenBank genome assembly. Lineage: Eukaryota; Vitrellaceae.